UGUAGGCAUUCCAGCAUCCCCACCUGGCAGGCCAGAGUGAGCAUUGAAACUAUGCAGGGGACCUGGAUGGUGCUGUUGGCUCUAGUAUUGGCCACCUGCGGGGAGCUUGCUAUGGCCUUGCAGUGCUAUACCUGUCAGGAUCCUGUGAGUGUAUCAAACUGUGUCACCAUCACCACCUGCCACAUCAAUGACACCAUGUGCAAGACCACACUCUAUUCCCUGGAGACUGUGUUCCCCUUCUUGGGGGACUCCACCGUGACCAAGUCCUGUGCCAGCAAAUGUGAGCCCUCAGACGUGGAUGGCAUUGGGCUAACCCGGCCAGUUUCCUGCUGCAAUUCUGAUCUAUGCAACGUGGAUGGAGCACCCACCCUGGGCAGCCCUUGGGCCCUGGUCCUUGCCCCAGCACUUACCUUUAUCUUGGAAUGCCUGCUGUAAAGCCAUGACCUUUUCACUCUGCCCUACUAUCCUGACAGCCCAGUUCCCUGAUGCCCUGAAGAAGUACAAAGGCCACUUGCAUCAA
Phodopus roborovskii (desert hamster) is the source of this 520-nucleotide messenger RNA. RefSeq names its product LY6/PLAUR domain containing 2 (gene Lypd2). The transcript has 3 exons. Bases 52 to 435 code for a protein of 127 amino acids. Gene Ontology annotation, molecular function: acetylcholine receptor inhibitor activity. The record is from RefSeq and is a predicted model, not a curated record. Lineage: Eukaryota; Metazoa; Chordata; Mammalia; Rodentia; Cricetidae.